AUGGAAAUUUUAGAAAAUAACAAGACACCGAAACAUUUUUAUCAUCACACUAUCUCGCCCAUCAUUCUCUUGUUUCGCUCUCUCUUUUUCUUACACACUCACACAUAUUAUCUCUCUCUCUCUCUCUCUCUCUCUCUCUGGUUUAUUUUUAUUGCUGGUAAUAUUUUUUAUCUAUCUAUCUAUCUAUCUAUCUAUCUAUCUAUCUCAGUAUAUAUUGGUUUGAUUUUUGUUUUACUACAUAUCAACAACAAUGGGUUAUUUAAUGCCUGCAAAAUUUUUAUUGUUGGUAAUAUUUUUUAUCUAUCUAUCUAUCUAUCUAUCUAUCUAUCUAUCUCAGUAUAUAUUGAUUUGCCGGUAAUAUUUUUUAUCUAUCUAUCUAUCUAUCUAUCUAUCUAUCUAUCUAUCUAUCUAUCUAUCUAUCUAUCUAUCUAUCUAUCUAUCUAUCUUUCCGAGUUUGUUCAUAUCUAUCUAUCUAUCUAUCUAUCUAUCUAUCUAUCUAUCUCAACUACCACGAUCUCCUGCAACGAUUCUAUCGAAAUUCUUUCCUUAAAAUACGGCCCUCUUGCAUUUUUUUCUCAGUGA
Messenger RNA from Acanthosepion pharaonis, 582 nucleotides. The record is from the annotation of a GenBank genome assembly. Lineage: Eukaryota; Metazoa; Mollusca; Cephalopoda; Sepiida; Sepiidae.